AUGCCUAAAAUAGACGACAAAAAGAUUUUGCAAGACCAGCCAUGGGAAGAUCCUGCCUUUUUUGCCCCACCUGUGGGGGAUGACAAGUGGAUUACCACCAGCGACUGCCGCUGGAUCUAUCGAACACACAAGAAGCCUCGCAAGAAGGGAUUCCAUCCUAUUCACAGAAGUUUCCCUUUGAAGGAUGUGUCCCGCCUUUCCCUGCAACGGAUUACUGUUGCCUUUCCGGAAUGCCAAAGGACGGGGAAGACCGUGGCUACAUCAAUGAUGGAUCGUUCUAUCUUCAUUGACCAGUUCUCCGAUGUGAAGCCUGAAGUUGAGACCUUGAACACCCGGUGGAGAGGUUAUACCUUUUUUCGUGUUCUUGAUCGUGACGAAGAUCAAUGUGAAAAACCGAAGGAUGAGACUUUGGCAUCUGCCUCUGACCAAUUCUUGCUCUGGGAAAGUAGCCUGUGCCUGCUUGCCUUCUACAUUCUUACUGUAGGGGGUCUAGCUAUGGCCAAGUCCUCUAGGAAAAAGGACAAGAAAGAAAGGAAGAGAAAGGGAAAGAAAAGGAAAGCGAAAGCUUUGCAACUUGGCAAGGCUUGCUCCAGGAUUUCAGACCUCAAAGUUGAGCAGCUGGCUAUCAUACUUCAGGUCCAUGAUACGUUGACAAGCCAGACUCUUUUCUCCAUGGGCGGUGAGCUGCUGGAGGUGCACCGCAGAGCACUGAGCUUGCAGAAACGUCAGGAAGAUGGUUCCCACCGUGGUCUGGAGAUUCGUGUUGAAGUUUCGAAACGCAUGGGAUGGUCCAUCAUGAAUGAGGUGGAGGUUCAUGAGAAAUCAAGUGAGGCCGCAGGCUGGUUGUCCACCCUGAAGAAGUUGAUUCAAGAUGCCAAAGCUUUGGCAGCUGAUGACAUGCGGAAAGAUCAGACAGACACCAGGCGUACUACCAGUCCCGAGAAAACAAGGAGGGGCAAGUCUAAGAAGGUGAAGAGGGAUAGAAAGAAGAAGUCAAGGUCCAGAUCCUCAUCGGCCAACAGAUCUGACAGUGAUGAGGAAUGGGUUUCCGUGCAACUUGCCCUGCAGUCCAGCAAGUCUCGCAGUCCACGACGACCUGCCUCAGUUUCGCCAGUCUUUGACGACCGCUUCAGGAGUGGUGGUUCCAAUGCUCCUGGGAGGAGACCAUCCCGGGGCAGAGGGGGCGGCCAUCGUCGUGCGUCUCGAAGUACCACUGCUCCUCCAAGCACCGCUGGAACCAGCAACGAUGAGAUGGAGGCCUUCUUUGAUAUCGAUCUCAAACGCUCUCUCUGUGGCAGCAACGACAGGAUGUUGUACUUGAAAAUGGUCAGAGCGGAAGGAUUUGAUGAUGUGUCCUCCUUUCUUCAAGGAGUUCGUGAGGGUUGGAGCCCAGAGGAAUCGUGUUGCUCUCAGGAAUGCAAGGAGUUUCUGCGUUGCAUGACUUGGGUGGGUCGUCGUGCGGCCAAGAAGUUCACUGAGCUAGUUGCUGGAAAGAUGGAUGAGUAUAUGGCUGAACUCGACAGGAUGGCGUUCGGUCGUGAGAAGCCGCUUCCCGAAGCGCUUGUCGAAGGAGACAAGCCACCUAUCGAAGACAACCAGGCCGAUGACCAGGAGGAGAAUGAGGACUCCCCUGAAAGCGGUUCGGGGCCGGCCAAACCCGGUCUUCCUUCUUUUGUGUUGCCUGGCUCGCCAACGGGCCAGGAUUGA
Molecule: messenger RNA, 1707 nt
Organism: Cladocopium goreaui
Lineage: Eukaryota; Dinophyceae; Suessiales; Symbiodiniaceae
Source: the annotation of a GenBank genome assembly